This is a messenger RNA of Parastagonospora nodorum SN15, 1260 nucleotides long. RefSeq lists its product as hypothetical. The record is from RefSeq and is a predicted model, not a curated record. Lineage: Eukaryota; Fungi; Ascomycota; Dothideomycetes; Pleosporales; Phaeosphaeriaceae. The transcript has 4 exons. Bases 1 to 1260 code for a protein of 419 amino acids.
AUGGUCACGAACAACUGUUACCGGGUUCUUAGCAGUCUGCGAAAGAAGAACCUCCCUCGCUUCUGCUGGAUCGAUGCAUGUUGCAUAGACCAGGCAUCCAUGGACGAACGCAGUCUUCAGGUUGGCAUGAUGGGCGAUGUGUAUAGCAUGGCUACGCGGACGAUUGUGUGGCUUGGUGAUGCUGAUCUUGAUUCCAAGCAUGAUGACGCUGGCGCAAUACGAUUCAUCAAAGAAUUCGCGCACGGCUCUACACAAGUGGAAGAAAAGAAGCAAUAUAUCAAGGCGUUUAUGGAUAAACCGUGGUUCCAUCGUGUCUGGACGGUCCAAGAGUUUGCACUUUCCAAAAAAUGCCUGAUUAUGUGCGGCAAAACCUGGCUGGAGGCGCAGGACCUGAUGAAGUUUCUCGAUUACAAACAAAACAAGAACCAAGUCCUUAGCAAGUUUCACAGGGUGCGGCUUCAUCAGCAGAUGUGGAAUCUGCCGUCCUGGGUUCCUGACUGGUCAAACAACAACUUCAUCACCGAGAUAGCUUCCUGGGACACAGCAUCCGCUGCGGGAAAGACCCCAGCAUGGUACACCAUUUCGGAUGAUUGCAAAUCUCUUACACUCAAAGGCACCAUCAUUGACGAAAUAACCUUUUCAUCUCAUGCUUACCCAGCAGUACGCGACCUCGAACAUGCCGCGGACCAAGACGUGCGAAACUCUGCACGGCGGAAAGAGGUCGCAGUGCUGAAAACCUGGUUCGCCGCUUUCGAAGAGAUCCACGGAGUGAACAUGGACGCAUUCUUCUCCAAGUUGGCCAAGGAAGCCUGGAAUCAGACACGCCAACGGGGCGACGUAGGCACCGAUGUCCUGGCCCAUUGGUGGAUCAAAGUAAUCAAAUGCGUUGGACUCGACGCCAGCGCCGUCAAGACUAUCCCCAACCACAUGCUUAAGAUUCUCCUGGGUAGCGGCCUCGACUGGCCAACCAGAAACGGGAUCAGAUCGGCAAUGGUUCCUUUUCACAAGAUGAUGAGGGAACUGCUCGAUCGCAAGAAAAUGUUCAAAAGUCCUCAAGGAAGGCUUGGCAUGGGCUGUCAGUCGCUCCGGAGUGGCGAUAAGAUUGCCCUAUUCAGUGGCUGCAAUUUGCCGAUGGUUAUUAGUGAGGCGAAAGAUGGAGAUGCGUGGCGCUUCAUAUGUCCUGUUUAUUUCGAGGGCGCAAUGCAUAAUUCCAAAGCUUGGAGUUCGGCAAAGUCAUACGACAAGUUCACAUUCAUUUAA